AUGAAUCUGUUGGCUCUUGCUGUUUUAGUCUUCACGGUCGUUGCUACUCCAGUAGACCGCGACACCAACUCCACUGGUGGCUUAAUCGCACAACUGAAGCUUGAGCAGAACACAUUCACAUGCGGUGCUUGUAAAGAUGUGCUCACAAUUCUGCGGACUGCCUCCAGAAAUCUUCCUCGGAAUAUGGCACUCAGGGUCGUCGAGAAGGCUUGCACAUCUGGUUUGCUUGCAGGCUUUUGCCAAAACUUUUUGAAUAAAGUUCCUGGCCUUAGCGGCACCCUUGGUUUGGGUACUGAUUUUCUUGAUGCUAUUGAGAUCAUGGAUACCCAAGGUCAAGAUGGUGACUAUUUCUGUCAUUUCUUGCUUGGCUCCCUCUGUCCUAUUCCUGAAUUUCGCGCCCCUGAUGUCUCAACCCUUAUUCCUGCUAAACGUGAAAACCUUCCUCCCCUCCCUGAAUCCUCAGGUGGUACUUUCAAAGCACUGCAUAUCUCUGAUAUUCAUUUGCAGAAUAGCUACGUUCCUGGUGCCCCAGGUAACUGUGUUGGUAUGGAUCUUGGCGGUAUGUGCUGUUACAAUGGCGCAGUUCAGAUGCCUGGCAAGCCCAUUGUGCAGGCUCCCGAGAUCGGGUAUUACUACUGUGAUACGCCUCCUCUACUGCUCGAGAACGCUUUGGCCAAUGCUGCUGUCAACCAAAGUGACUAUGAUUUCUCUAUCUUUACAGGUGAUGCGGUCGACCAUGGUCUCGUCUUCUUAACUAAAGAGGAAAUGAUACAAGAAGAAAUUGACACCUUCACAUCGCUCAAGAGAAACUUGAACAAUAUCCCAACCUAUCCAGUUCUUGGCAAUCAUGAUUCUUGGCCGUACGCCCAAGAUCCUCCUUCGAAUUUGAAAGCCGGCGACCGAUACCAAUACAACCGUAAUCUUAUGGAAUAUUUGUGGUCCGAUGGGUGGCUGGACAGUGAUGCUAUAGACGAUGUUCGUCACCACGACACCGCAUACUCUGUCAUGGCUAAAGACAACCUCAAGAUCAUUGCUCUGAACACUAAUUUCUGGUAUCGUUUCAAUCUCUACAAUUACAACAACCUCUAUGAGGCUGAUACGUCCGGUAUGUUUCAAUUCCUCGUCGACGAACUCGAUGACUGCGAGCAGAAUGGUAAGUUUGCCUGGAUCAUCGGACAUGUUCCUCCUGGUGGGCUUCCCGACGAUGCGGUACCUGUUCAAACUUGGGUUUUCACCCAGAUUGUUGAGCGAUAUAACGAUAAUAUUGCUGCUUUGUUUUUCGGACACACCCAUCAGGAUGAGUUCACUGUAAUGUACGCCGGCGAUGGAACUGCCAAGACGAUCGAGAAUGCAAUUAAUACAGUUUGGGUUGCACCUUCUAUUACUCCACUGAGUGAGUACAAUCCUAGCUGGAGAUAUUAUGUUGUGGAUGAUAAAACCUAUCAGGUUAUGGACUCUGUCACCUACUAUGGUGAUAUUUCUAGCGGGUCCCAGGUUAACUGGCAGUUCGAGUAUAGUGCUCGUGAAACUUAUACCAAGUAUUUCGAUUGGGAUGAGAACACACCCCUCAAUGGUCAGUUCUGGCAUCAAGUGUCGACUGGUAUUCGGGAUGACCCCCGGAUGGCUCAAGAGUACUCUUCGUUACAGUAUCGUCGCACUAAUUACGCUCCUCUUUGUCACGAUGAAAAUUGUCGUAUGGAGAACUACUGUUACACAUCUUCUUUCAAUACUAUCAACGGUAUCAAAUGCCGCUCUGGCAACAGUAAGCUAUCCAAACGUACGAUGCUUCAACCAAAUGUACCUAUGCCUCGUCCUGAGCGCAAAGACAAGCACGUUGCUUAA
This is a messenger RNA of Wickerhamiella sorbophila, 1842 nucleotides long. Its product is annotated as Sphingomyelin phosphodiesterase 2. Gene Ontology annotation, biological process: sphingomyelin catabolic process. The coding region runs from base 1 to 1842 and encodes 613 amino acids. Gene Ontology annotation, molecular function: sphingomyelin phosphodiesterase activity. The transcript has a single exon. Lineage: Eukaryota; Fungi; Ascomycota; Dipodascomycetes; Dipodascales; Trichomonascaceae. The record is from RefSeq and is a predicted model, not a curated record.